CAAAAUGUCUCGCGCCAAGUCCUCGUGGAAAAAGGUUCUUCUUAUUGGUGAUUCUCUAACACAGUUUGGUUUUUCAAAAGAUGGCUGUUACGCGUCUCUGCUGGCCGACUACCUUCAAAGAAAAUGUGACGUCAUAAGUCGAGGAUUUUCAGGAUACAAUUCUAAAUGGUGUAAAAUCAUUUUACCAGACAUCUUGAAAGAAUUUAAUCCAGAGGACAUUGCCUUAGCAACAAUUUUUCUUGGAGCCAAUGACUCCAACCUUCCGGAGAACAAAAGACAACAUGUUCCCUUAGCGGAUUACAAACAGGAUCUAAAGGAUAUGGUUGAUAUGAUGAUGAAAAUAGGAAUUCCGAAAGAAAGAAUUGUUUUGAUAUCACCACCUGCAUGUGAUGAAAAGGCAUGGAAGAAAUACUGCUUGGAAAAUAACAAAGAUUUUACCAAAUGUAAUCUUACAACGGGAAAGUAUGCUGACGCCUGCUUAGAUGCCGCUAAGGAGUGUGGCACCAAAUCGGUGGAUUUAUAUGGAAACAUGAUGAAACGUGAUGAUUGGCAGGAUGCACUCUGUGAUGGACUCCAUUUGUCAGCGGUAGGGUCCCUCCUGUUGUUUAAGCUUCUGAAGCUUGCUGUGGACCAAACGACGUCUGACCUUCCUUUAGUUUUCCCAAACUUUAAUGAUGUGGAUAUUGAGGAUCUACAUGGUUGUUUAAAACCUUUUCCUCAGUGAUGGAGUUAUUUGCAUCAGCAUGCAAGUUAUAAGGGAACUUUAAUAAAGGAAUAUGUCGAAUUGUAAAUCCACAAAUUUAUGUGUUGGAUAAAAAUCAAAAUGAUAAAUUUACUUCAAUGUU
Saccostrea echinata is the source of this 845-nucleotide messenger RNA. Its product is annotated as isoamyl acetate-hydrolyzing esterase 1 homolog. Lineage: Eukaryota; Metazoa; Mollusca; Bivalvia; Ostreida; Ostreidae. The coding region runs from base 5 to 724 and encodes 239 amino acids. The transcript is spliced from 6 exons. The record is from RefSeq and is a predicted model, not a curated record.